AUGGUACCAAAGUUUUACGGUCCCAAACAAUUAUUCAAACAAAAGCCAAUUCGUGCAGAAUUUAGUUACGAAAUAAAAAAUGAAAAUUUUUGUUCAUCCGUUUCAAAACCAAGUAACUAUGAUUCACUAAAUGCUAUUCGUCGUACAUGGGGUAAUUUUGCUCGUAUAACAUCUCUCAAUAAAUUUUCUCAUCUUUAUCUUAAACUUCUUUUUCUUAUCGAUAUUGAUGAAACUUGUUUAAUAAGUAUUAGUCUUGAACAAACAUUAUUUUAA
Rotaria sordida is the source of this 273-nucleotide messenger RNA. Lineage: Eukaryota; Metazoa; Rotifera; Eurotatoria; Philodinida; Philodinidae. The record is from the annotation of a GenBank genome assembly.